CAUACUAACAGGGGUUAAAGAUAACCGAGCACCCAAACAGGUGUACUCCUCGACAUUGAUACUUAUUUUACGCCCCUUUCUUUUGAUUGCAUCGCCCUAAAAUUUAUCAUGAUGAAACCCUAGACAGAAUCCCAAUUCGUCACCAUAAACCCCGUCAGCUCUCCCUCAUCCUACUCGAUCUUCUACUAAGUAAUCAAUUAGGGUUUCAUACAUUCUUUGCUUACCUGCAAUCCGAGUCAUGGACGCCCAAAGAGCAUUGCUAGAUGAGCUCAUGGGUUCAGCUCGCAAUUUGACUGAAGAAGAGAGAAGGGGACACAAGGAGAUCUCUUGGGAUGAUAAGGAAGUAUGUGGCUUCUACAUGGUGAAAUUUUGCCCACACGAUCUGUUCGUGAACACUCGAAGUGAUCUAGGUCCAUGCCCUAAAAUCCAUGAUCCGAAGUUGAAAGAAAGCUUUGAGAGUUCUCCAAGGCAUGAUUCUUAUGUGCCAAGAUUUGAAGCAGAACUUGCUCAUUUCUGUGAAAAAUUGGUGAUGGACUUAGAUAGGAGAGUUAGACGUGGACGUGAGAGACUUGCUCAAGAGGUUGAAGUUCCUCCUCCUCCUCCAAUUCCAGCUGAGAAAUCCGAACAACUAUCUGUUCUAGAAGAAAAAAUCAAGAACCUUCUAGAAUCAGUGGAGGCACUUGGGGAAGCUGGAAAGGUGGAUGAAGCUGAAGCACUCAUGAGAAAGGUGGAUCUGCUUAACAUUGAGAAAACCGCAUUGACCCUUCAACCACAGAAUGAAAAAGUUCUAAUGCUUGCUCAAGAAAAGAAAAUGGCUCUUUGUGAAACAUGUGGUUCCUUUUUGAUAGCAAAUGAUGCUCUUGAAAGAACCCAAUCCCAUGUCACUGGAAAACAGCAUAUCGGUUAUGGAUUGGUCAGAGAUUUCCUUUCUGAAUACAAAGAGGCAAAGGAGAAGGCAAGGGAAGAGGAAAGAUUAGCAAGGGAGAAAGAAGCAGAAGAAAGAAGGAAACAAAGAGAAAAAGAAAUUGAAGGUAAACACAGAAGUGGAUCUGCUGACAGGGACAAGAAUCGUUACAAUGACAGGUCAUCACGCGAUCGAAACCGAGGAUCUCGGGAUUCUGGAAGAACAUCGGAUCGUAGGGCCCACAACAACAGUUACAGAAAUGGUGGUGGUGGGGACAGGAGAGGGGAUAGAUACAGGGACAGAAGCAGGUCUCAUUCCCCUAGACAUGGUGGAAGAAGGAGGUCAUCCAGAAGUCCGUAUUAGUGAGAGAGAAAGAUUGUAGAAAAAUCAAAAAUGUCAAAGUCAGAAGAGGUAGACCUUUUUUUUUUCAAAAAAAAAAAAAUUCUAUAUAACUUCUCGUAAUAGAAAUUCUAUGAAUGCGUGUGUUUUGGAGUCUUAAACUGUGUUAUGGUUUUUGUUCAUGGGAGAAGUGAAGUGAAGUGAACCUGUUUUUUGUUCUCACAGCUUUGUUGAGAUAUAACUAAAGGAGAAAAAGAGUCUUAAGGGAGGUAUUUUACUUAAAUUGUUGUUGCAUAAUAAUAAUAAUAAUCAUCUGUUUUCAUAAUCUUUGGUUGGUGACUAAUUGUUUUAAAGGGUAGUUUAUACAAAAAUAGAACACAAAGAUUUGGUGAAAGAAAUCAUCAUGAUGGUUUUCCCAUGGUUUGAGGUAACCACCCACAAUUAAAUCUUCAAUCUUUACAAUAUCACCAUGUUGUGAAGUUUAUGAAUGAUAAAGAGAUGAUAUGAUACGCAUGAUGCAGCCUCUGAAUCUGAAUCUGAAGUUGCUUUUUGUAUGUGUUGAAUGAUUCUUUUACAAAAAAGGUGUUGAAGAAGCUCAUAGAGGUAACCAAAGCUUGAAACUUGAAACUGUAACGUUUUGUUUUUGCAGGAAAGUUAGAUCACAUUUGUGAUCCGUUUAAUACUUUGCUAUUAAACUGUUUUGAUUAUUUGGGAUAGUAUUAAGGUUGAAAGUUUACAAGAGUUUUAUGUUUUUAGAAUGUAUUUGAGAUAUUUAAAACAUUUUUUUCAAUAUGAACUUUGUAAAAUGUUGAUGUCUGCAUUUAGAUCAUAAAGUUUUUGAGAUCUUCUA
This is a messenger RNA of Lactuca sativa (garden lettuce), 2093 nucleotides long. The record is from RefSeq and is a predicted model, not a curated record. Lineage: Eukaryota; Viridiplantae; Streptophyta; Magnoliopsida; Asterales; Asteraceae.